Molecule: messenger RNA, 8355 nt
Organism: Chelonus insularis
Lineage: Eukaryota; Metazoa; Arthropoda; Insecta; Hymenoptera; Braconidae
Gene: cpo
Product: couch potato
Exons: 9
Coding region: 1201-2184 (327 amino acids)
Molecular function (GO): mRNA binding
Source: RefSeq, a predicted model, not a curated record
CCUCCACUAUCGUUAGUCAUAAGCUCGUCAGUCUAUCGGCAACCUGCGUACCAGUCGUGUCGCAGUGCUUACAUAACAAUUUAUUAUUCCUUGCCAGUGUUCAUUUUUAUCUUUCGUUUUUUCGUGUUUUACAUACACACAUACACCAACACGUACACAUAAACAUACCUUAUGAAAUACGUAGCAUAUUUACAAAAAAGUUUAGUAUGCAUUAAUGUAUUGCAAAAUAACAAUUAAUUGAUAUACAUAUAGAUAUAUCGGUUUGACAAUUAUAACAACGUUUGAAGAUAUUUAACGUGGUUGGAAAAACCGCGGGAAAAUUGGUAAAUAAAAUGAUGAUUAUUGGAUGAUUUUGAAUCGCGCGUGCCGUGUGGAUAGUCUGCAUGGGUCUACCGGUGGUUGUGCGGUAUCAUAGUUGACGUACGUGCGCGGUGAAUAAUUUGAGGUGAAGAUUUGUUGACGAUUAGAGUCAUUAUUUUCUGCAGCAACCUUUCAAAUUUACAUACCAACGUAAAUAUACCAUCAUUAUAAUAGUGGCUCCUCCUCGUCGUCGUUGUUUUCAUCAUCAUCAUCAUUAUAUUCAACACAAGUAUCAGCAAUUCAAAGAGAAUUAUUUUCAGUGAGCUGUCAGUUGAUAUAGCAACAAUCGAAUGACAACUGAGAGAAAAUAUUCCAGUACUUUAUUUAUCCUUGAUUCCGUCCUGCUAUCGCUACCACGGUGAAACUUGUGCCAACGCGGUUCUUAUAUCGAUUGCUUUGGAAAUAGACGUGUGUGGAAACACCUGCUCGAUUGGCGUUGGCUAAAGCCACGACAGGUGCACGGAGCACCUUAAAGUUGGUGUUGGUGGUGCGUAGUGACGAUCAGUGGUUUACCUCUUGGUGAAAGGUGAAAAUAAUUGGUUAUUUUGUUUAACAAUAGCUCAAGUAAACGUAAUCAGAGUGGAGCGUAAGGCUGUCGAAGAAGAAGGAGCGACGAGGAGGAGCGCGAUAAAGAGAUCGCGUGCGCGGUUUUAGUUUGUUUCUUCGUGGGUGGGAAUUGGUGCGACUACAGUCCUGGAGGCGCCCGUCGUCUUCGCCGGUACAACCAUAACGCCGCCCGCCCUAAAACGCCCGAGACGGGAAACGGUGGACUCAUCCCCGCCACCCGCUCGCAUCGCCGCAGCCGGUAAUCCCGGAUCGUCAAACGACCUAGCCUGCAUCAUGGACGCACCAUUGUCGCAGAGCAUGGACUCGGUCAACACCGUGGCGUGCUCAAAUGGCGAGGACGAGGUGCGGACCUUGUUCGUGAGCGGUUUGCCGAUGGACGCUAAACCCAGAGAACUUUAUCUUCUCUUCAGAGCGUACGAGGGAUAUGAAAACUCCCUGCUGAAAGUCACAAGCAAAAAUGGAAAAACAGCGUCGCCCGUGGGCUUCGUGACCUUUCACACGAGAGCAGGAGCUGAGGCAGCGAAACAAGAUCUACAGGGGGUUAAAUUCGAUCCUGAUAUGCCACAAACCAUACGUUUGGAAUUUGCAAAAAGUAACACAAAGGUUAGCAAACCCAAGCAACCAGCCGCUGCAGCAGCCACCUCGCACCCCGCUCUGAUGCACCCUCUAACCGGACACUUAGGAAGCCCAUUCUUCCCUGGUGCUCCGGAAUUAUGGCAUCAUCCAUUGGCAUAUUCAGCAGCUGGUGAACUCCAAGGGACACUUCAACAUGCAACGCUCGUUCAUCCUGCAUUACAUCCUCAGGUCCCCGCACCGAUGUCUCUACCCCAUCCAACAACAUUGACGUCGAUACAUGCAUCUUUACCACAUUUUCUACCAUCACCAGCAUUAGCAUCUCCAGUUGGUUCAUCGUCCUCACAACCAAGUAUUGCUGUUAGUAAUGCUCCCUGCUCAACCCUCUUCGUUGCAAAUCUUGGCCAAUUUGUGUCUGAGCACGAACUCACCGAGAUCUUCAACAGUUUUACUGGUUUCUGUCGGCUUCGUAUGCACACAAAGGGAGGUUCGCCCGUGGCUUUCGUCGAAUUUCAAGACGUUCGCUACGCGGCUCAAGCGAUGGCUGCCCUUCAAGGAUCCUUACUCCUCUCCUCCGACCGGGGACCGAUAAGAAUUGAAUAUGCAAAGUCGAAAAUGGCCGAGGUGGGCUUUACAAAUCUCUGGAUCGAAGGAUCCAAGGGAGAAAAAAACGGGCAACCUUAAGAUCGACAUAAAUGGGAUGUGAAGAAGAUGAGGCAAAAGGGGAUCUCUCGAGUGACCAACAAGGCCAACGUUAUGGCGUGUGCAAGUAAGAAUAAGAAAAGAACUAGACACCAAGUGAGAGGUAGAAACGAGAAAAUCGACGUCUCUUAAAAGCGGUUUCUUUCAACAACAUCUUCAAGUCAAGAAGACGAAUAAACCGACUUGAAGAACGUGACCAUGUGGACGCACGUUGCUCUGCCAGAAAAGAUUAAAAUUCACCGGAUAAUUGAAUGCAAGAAAAAUAUAGAAGAGAAAAUGCAAGAAAAAUUUAAUUAGAAAUAAAUACUUUUAUCGUUUUAACUUUGUUUUAUCAGUUUAAAUUUUGUCAUUGUCUAUUUUUAAUCAUUAUCUAUUUUCAUAGAAUCUCUAGGCGAAAUUGUUAAAUUUUAGCUAAUUCAUCAUAAUACUAUUAUUAUUCAUAUUAUUAUUCAAACUGAUAUCAUGUAAUUGACAAAGUAUUUUCUUAAAAUAAUAAUAUCUUACUUGAAAAAAUCUAUCAAGUACAUAUUGUUGAAAUAUAAAUGACUUUAUUCAAUACUUUUAGAAGGUUGUAUUAGGUUUGAUUAAAUUUUUAAUUCAACAAAAUUAUGGCUAUACUUGCGACAAAGCAAAUGCUGAUUCAUCAUCGAACUUCAAAAGAUUGAAUAAUAAUAAAAAUGAUAAUAAUAGUAGUAUGAAUGGCAACAAAAGUUAAAACGAUUUUGAUAGCUGAAUGAAAUUGAAUGUAAGCCAGAAGAUAGUAGGAAUGUUGUGAAAAACAAUGAAAAUGAAUGAAUGUUUAUUAGAAAAAAAAAAAACAAAGUUAAAUAAUAUGACAAAUUGAAAGGUAAAAUAAUGGAAAUAAUUAAUCGAGAAGAAAAUAUAAACAAUCAUCGUAAAAAUUCAAUCCUUACACGAACAUCAAGCUUCAUACCAAAGGUGCCCUAAGAAACGUGUAUUUAUGUUUUUAUUAUCAUCAAUAUCGCGAUAAAUAAGGAGCAUUUUAAUGUUAAACAUUUGUGCGAGAGAUGUUGAGUAAAAAACGAAUGAAAGUGAAAAAUAGUGAUGAAAUGAUUAAGAGACUACUAAAACAAAAAAAAAAAUUAGGAAGAAAUUGAAUAAAUUGUCUUAUAGGUGAGGGAUAAAAGUAUUAAGUCAUUAAAAUAAAUUAUUACGAAUGCGAACAUAUCAAUAGGAUUAAGGCAAGGUAUAUUGAGAGGACAAGGUGUAAUUUAUCGAAAUAUUAAAAAAAAAAAGCUAAGAUAUGAGUGAAAACAAUCGCAUCGAUGGGAUAAAAAAAGUAAAAUAUAAAAUAUACAACGUUUGUGUAUUUAUAAUAAGGUAGCAAAGGUGUGCCCCGUGUGCUAGAACGGCCAACUCGGCACGUAAUUUGCCCAAGUGCCUUCCCGUUGGUCGAGUCAUGCUAACUGUACCGUAAGUCACGUCCUGUGUAAUCGUCAAAUGCCGUCGCUUCAACCGGAUUAAUCCAACCCCAUUUUUAAUUCCUUUUUUUUUCUCUUAUCCUUAUCCUUCAACACUUUUUCCAUCUUUUUUCACUACUAUUUUAACAGUAAUCCGUACGACUUGAUGUUAAUCUUGACGUUUUUGUUCAACGUACAUGUCACCACUUGAGUUAUAAACGCCACUUGUAAUUUACUUUACGAUAAAUAACUCUGGGAUAUCCUUUUUUCCUUACAUCACCGGGCAUUUAUAUUAUUAACUAAUAAUAAUAGUAGACACUUCUAACAAAUUCAUACGUACGGUAUAAACAAGUGAUGUUCAGUAUGAAAGUGAGUGUAAAAUAAAAGUGUUAUAUAUUAAUUAUAGAGAGGAAAAAAAAAAACGAAAGAAAAUUUGAUUUGAUUUUAAAAAUUAGAAAAAAAAAAUCACUAAUAAAGUAAUACUUAAUAGUAAUAUAUAGUAAUAAUAGUAGUAUAAGCUGCGGAUAAUGUUCAAGAUAUCGUGAUUUAUUGACAUCCGCCGUCAUAUUCGUAGAAAAAAAAAGGGAAAAUGAUAGUUUAUAGUGCUAUACUCGUGCAGACACACAAAUACACAUGUAUAGUUUUGAAAAUACAUGUCACUAUAUCUUUCAAAAAAAAAAAAACGGAACAUAUCAGUUAUGUGCUACGUGACAUCGCCAAUUGAAAAAUAGUAAAACAAAGAUAAUAAAGAAAAUAUGAAAUGCAAAAGAAAAAAAAAAAUAAAAAGUAAACAAUAAAUUCAACAUGAAAGAAAAAUGAUAAAAUAACUCGGAGGAAUACAUGAACUUAAACUUCUUAUUUUUCUACUUCAGGACCAAAUCGCGCCAAUCAUUCAGCAUUUUCUUUUGUUCCUUUAAACGCUACCGUCCUUUAAAUGCAUGUAUUUGUUACUUUGAUAAUGAUUAUGAUUAUAAUUACUGAUACUGAUAUUAUUUAUAUUAUUGUAUUUAUUUGGAAUGCAGUAGACAUUUUUUCCCGUAUCAUCAUCAACAUUUUCACAUAAAGUGUAAAUAUGUAGACAACUAUUAACCAGUCAUCUAGCGGGAAAUUCUGAGAGAUCUACUGUACAAUAGUAAAUAAUAUAACUGCCUGAUUGGUAUUCAAUAUUAUAUAGAAUGUAACGAUUUCUGAUAAAGGGUCUUAUUAGGAUAAAAAUAUGUGAAAGUAUUUAGCGAUAUAUAGAAAAUAAUGCUCUAUCCAUUUCGUGAUAAAAUUAAUACAUAUCAAAUCAAUUUAAUGAUUAAUAUUAAAAAAUAAAAAACUAAUUAAGUAAUAAAAAACAAAAAUAAAAGACAUAUCGAUUAAUAUUAUUAUUAUUAUUAUACUCUUGAAUGAAGAAAGUAAAUUUUUGGAUUCUUCAACAACUUUUAUACACACAAUAUAUAAAAAUAUUUAUCAAGCUAUUUACCAACUAUGUAUUUAUUAUUUAAAUAUUUCAUCAUGAAACUGUUGAAAAUGUAUUUAAAAAUUCCAAGAAAUUUCUAGCAUCCAAUUUCACUAUGGCGUUCCGCGUCGAGGGAGCGUAAAAAUUUGCGAAUCGAAUCUUUAAAUUGUGAACGAGAAUAAAAUAAAAUAAUAAAAAAUGUUAAAGUGAUCGGAUUUACAGUUGAGAGAAGUUUUAAAGAUUUUUCUCACUUUGAAAGAUUUUUAUUUAUUGAGAAAUUUCUAACAAAAAACUGUAACAAUGAAUUAUCAUAAAGAGUUGAUUGAAAGUAGAUUGAAGAAAUAUAUGAGGCCUUAAUUAAAUAAUUAAAUAGGCUAAAGGGUCAUUUUUAUCAAUAGUUCAUUGCUUGUUUAUUAUUGUUUAUGUCCAACAAUAAAAGCAUAACAAGUCUUUGUUAAUAAAUUUUCCUAGACAACAUUGUAGUUUUUCUCAUUGUUGUCAAUUUAAUAUAAAUUUUGAGUUAAAUUUUGAUAAAAAUGGCCCAUAGAAAUCGAAAAAGCGUCAAUGAACGUGAUUAGGUAAAAUGGAAUUAAUAAAAAAAAUUUUGGAAAAAUAAGGACUUGAAGAUACAGCUCGACGGAACGUCGCAUUCCGUAGGAUUUAUAACCCUCAGUACCGGAAAUCUUAGCGGCGUAAACGACUCGUGCUUACUUCCAAUUUCACGCCGCGACGAACUCGCCGCUCUAAUUUGCAGCCUUUCUUUUUUCCCCUUCUCUUUCAACUAAACAUCUUUCUUAUAUUCUCAACUUCACCACUAGUUCCUUCUUUUUCUAUCCUUUUAAUUCCACCAUUACAUCUCCUAUAAGUCCAAAGAAUAACCCUGUCCCUCUGUACUCUUUGUCCAGCCUUUAAUGCUUCGCAUUCGCAUGAAAAAAAAAGAAAAAAAACGUCCCUCAAGGCUUUUUAGCAAGACAAAUCUCUCUUGAGAAGGAACCGAUUUAAACAAAAAAAUAAAAAAAGGAAUAAAAAUUAAAUGUAUAAAAAAUUUGUAGAAUUUAUUUAUCAAAGGAAGAAGAAACAAUUCUCUUAUAGAAGAAAAAAUGUUUUUGUUUUUUUUAGAAAAAUUACUAAUUUAUUAUAAAUCGUAAAUAUAAAUAAAUCGGAGGAUUUUAAAUCUAUAAGAUAAUUUUGAAAAACUUUAUUUCUGCAAGUGUGGAAAGUAUCUUUAAAAACAUUUUAUAUUCAGUCAGAAAUGGAUUGAAAAUAAAAAAAAAUAGGUUGGAUUUAAAAGUGCUUUACAAGUGAAACUAAUUCAUAUCACUAGAUAGUAAUUGCUACACAUUAAUUAUUAAAUAAUAAACAAAUAAAUAAAUUGAAUUAAUUAAUUAUAUACACGUAUGUUUUAGUGUGGUACUUACUUAUAAGAUUUAAUAAUAAAUAUUAAUAAUAUUUGUAAACAUAACGAAUUAAUAAAACUAAAAGUGAAGAUUGUAAUAAAAUGAAAAAAAAGAAAAAAAUCUAUUGCGAAAGUGUGAGAAAAAGAAACCACGAAACCGUCGUAAUAUACGUACAAAAAAGUGAAAUAAGACGAAAAGGAAAUGAUGAAAACUUAAAAAGAAAUGAAAUUGUAAGAACACGAGGAUUGAUGACAAUUAAUUUUAAUCAUAGAAUUAAUAACAGUGUUAUAUGUCAAUCAGAUAUUUUAUACUGCAACUAGUGUAAUCGAUCAAUGUAAUUUCUUCAAUUAUUUUUCUUAUUGUUCAAUUUAUUGUCACGCUCGUUACUAUCUGGCGUUAUUUUUUAUUUUUUAUCAAAAAAUUACUCAACGAAAUAUCAAAAGCAAAAAAGAAAUAAAUGAUGAUGGUAAUAAUAAAGAGAGGAAGAAAGAAGGAGUGAGGAACUAAGAGGGAAAAAAUGGCGGUUAUGUUGCCACAAUAUGAAAGAAGAAUAAGAUGGGAGGUGAAAGACCUUCUCGAACUGGCCAAGCGGGAACCGAGAUCGUUUUCUAUGUUCUCUUGGUGUAAUGGGAGAGUUUUAGAGAAAACAGAGCUUAUAGCGUUAACAUUGCGUGACUCGAAGAGAUUUGUCUGGAAAUAUGUAAAAAAAAUUUUAUGCAAAAUGGAAAGAAGUAGAUGAAAAAAUCGAGGAAAAACAGAAAAAAAUGAUGAUCGGUGUUUUGAAAGCUAUUUCACCAAUCGGACCGUGAAUGAUUUACUAAAUUAAAUGUAUAUUUAUAAUUUAGAUUUCUCUUAUAAAAUUAUUUAGUGAAAUAGUUAUUUUUUAAAAAAAAAUGAAUUAUACUUGAAUGCUUUUGUAAUUAUAUAAAUGUUGAAUCCGCUUAAUUUGUAAUGCGAUUCACCAAAGAUUACUGUACAGAUUUAAUUGCAUUAAUCCAAAGACUAAAAGCGAAAACACCUCACAUAUAUUAAUUUAUGAUAUUCAACACAAUCAAUUUAUAUUACACUAUUUUUAAUUCUUAUAAUCUAAUUUUUACUGCGAAAUAUUAUAUUGAUAUUUUAUUUUUAUUAUUAAUUAUUAUUAAUAUUAUAAUAUAUAUUAAAACUCAGCAUUUUAAUUAUUCUUAUUAUUGUAAUUGAUCGUUAAAAAUUGUAUUAAGAACAAAAGAAAGGAUAUGGAUAAAAUUGCUAAUGCUUACUAAGGCAUUAGGAUAUGUACCAGAACGAUUGUAUUGUGUAACACAAAACUGGUUGAGUCCAUUCGAAUGAUGCAAAACGAUCGUGAUGAGUCAACGGAAUGAGUAUUUCCUUGGUGUAUCUCUGGCCACAAAAUUCUUUGGCAUUUUAAAUUAUAGAGUGCGAAUAACUGUAAGAAGAACGAUUUCUUGGGUACAAUAAAACUCAGAUCUUUGUCCGUCCGCAUCACGAUCGAUUUAUAAAAAGAACAAGCAAAAAUCAUGAGAAAAUAAUAUCGAGAAUGAAGGUUGAGAAAAAUAAAAAUCGACAACGACAUCCUAUUUAUUAUGAGUGAUAAAUUGUAAAUCACUGUAUCUGAGUUCAUAACAAGUUCUCAAUUUGUAUUUAAAAAUCACUAAACAACUAUAUUUGCGUCUAUUGGCUUCAUUAAUGUUAUAAGAAAUUCAUAAACAAUGAAAAUUUUAUGAAUACUGUAUGUUUAUUGUGCAAAAAUGAUUUUGAUGAAUGUGUCGUGCGUUCCAAGUAAAAUUAACCAUUUUAUAACAAUCGUACAUGCGAUCACAAUACCCUGGUACGUACGAUGUUAGGGUGAGAGUAUCGAGAUUGGUCUCCUUGGAAAACAAUUUAGAACGAA